This is a messenger RNA of Astrephomene gubernaculifera, 1762 nucleotides long. Lineage: Eukaryota; Viridiplantae; Chlorophyta; Chlorophyceae; Chlamydomonadales; Astrephomenaceae. The record is from the annotation of a GenBank genome assembly.
AGGCCUCUCUAGCGUCCUUCUCUGUUUACCUGCGGAGUUCCGUUACGUCUCUAUACAUUCACGAAACGCGUUGAGUAUAGCCCCUAGGGACGCGGUUCUAGAACUCGCACGCCUGCCAACAUGCAGGUGCCAGUGACCGUGCUAAAUGCCAGCACUAAGCGGGAAACUGGCAAGAAGGCGCAGUUCGCCAAUAUUGCCGCCGCGAAGGCUGUUGCGGACAUUAUUCGAACAACGCUUGGACCGCGCUCUAUGUUGAAGAUGCUCCUAGACCCCAACGGCGGCAUUGUGCUGACGAACGACGGGCACGCUAUCCUCCGAGAAAUUGAUGUAUCCCAUCCAGCAGCAAAGUCGAUGAUCCAGCUGAGCCGGACGCAAGAUGAGGAGGUGGGCGACGGCACAACCUCGGUUAUCAUCCUAGCCGGCGAAAUGCUCCACAUGGCGGAGCCCUUCCUGGAGAAGAACAUCCACCCCACCGUCAUCGUGCGGGGUUUCGCACGGGCGCUGGAGGACUCGAUAAAGAUCAUCGACCAGCUGGCGUUCCCCAUCGACACGGACAACCGGGAACAGAUGCUCAACGUUGUGAACAGCUGCAUCGGCACCAAGUUCACGCACCGCUUUGGGACCCUCAUGGCGGAGUUGGCUCUGGACGCUGUUCGCACGGUGACGGUGGACCUGGGCGGCGGCGCCAAGGAGAUUGACAUCAAGAACUACGCCAAGGUGGAGAAGAUCCCGGGCGGAACCAUCGAGGACUGCCGCGUGCUCAAGGGUGUGAUGUUCAACAAGGACGUGGUGGUGCCGGGGCGCAUGCGGCGGCGCAUCGCCAACCCGCGCAUCCUGCUGCUUGACUGCCCGCUGGAGUACAAGAAGGGCGAGAACCAGACCAACGUGGAGCUCACCAAGGAGGAGGACUGGGCUGCGCUGCUGAAGCAGGAGGAGGAGCAGAUCCAGCGCCAGUGCGAGCAGAUCCUGGCCUUCAAGCCCGACGUGGUGAUCACGGAGAAGGGGCUGUCCGACCUGGCGGCGCACUACCUCACCAAGGCCGGCGUGUCCGCCAUCCGGCGACUGCGCAAGACCGACAACAACCGCAUUGCUCGCGCGUGCGGGGCCACCAUUGUGAACCGCACCGACGAGAUCCGCGAGUCGGACAUCGGCACGGGUGCGGGUUUGUUCGAGGUGGUCAAGAUCGGUGACGAGUUCUUCACCUUCAUCGUGGACUGCAGCCAGCCGCGCGCCUGCACGGUGCUGCUGCGGGGGGCCACCAAGGACAUCCUGAACGAGGUGGAGCGCAACCUGACGGACGCCAUGGGUGUGGCUCGCAACAUCUGCCUGGACCCGCGGCUGGUGCCGGGUGGGGGCGCCUGCGAGAUGGCCAUCAGCCACGGCCUGGCGGAGCGGGCGGCGGGGGUGGAGGGCGUGGAGCAGUGGCCGUACAAGGCAGUGGGUGUUGCCAUGGAGGUCAUUCCCCGCACGCUGGCUCAGAACUGCGGUGCCAACGUCAUCCGCACACUCACCAAGCUGCGCGCCAAGCACGCCGAGUCGCCGGGCUGCAGCUGGGGCAUCAACGGGGAGAGCGGCGAGGUGGCGGACCUGCGCGCGCUUGGCGUGUGGGAGCCGUACCAGGUGAAGGCGCAGACGCUGAAGACGGCCAUCGAGAGCGCGCAGAUGCUGCUGCGCAUUGAUGACAUCGUGUCGGGGCUGAGCAAGAAGGACCGGGGGGCGGGCGGGCGCGGAGGGGCGCAGGUGGAGGACCAUGACAAUGUGG